This is a messenger RNA of Cuscuta campestris, 1579 nucleotides long. Lineage: Eukaryota; Viridiplantae; Streptophyta; Magnoliopsida; Solanales; Convolvulaceae. The record is from the annotation of a GenBank genome assembly.
GGAUAUUUACGGUGCCAUGUAAUUAUCAUCGAAGACAUGCUUGCCAUUAGAUGCAGAACCCUAAUUGGAAACCCGUACAAUUGCUUAGCUCCAAGACACCAGCUUUCUCGCAGAAGCUUUCUCUCUCGCAGAAGAUUUCUCUCUCGCAGAAGCCCAGGUUUCACUCUUUGUGAAUUUUCAGAUGAAACUCAUAUACAAUUAUGGUGGAAAUUUGAAUCAUGGACGGACUAUAGAGUAUGUCGGAGGUAACACCUGUGUUCUAGACGAUGUAGAUCCAGAUAAAAUUGGUUAUUUUGAUCUUCUUGAUUGGGCAAAAGAUUGUGGAGAUUAUCCUCCUGUUACUGAGUUGUAUUAUGCAAAGCCAGGCUGUGAUUUGGGUAAAGGGCUGAAGAGAAUAUAUGGUGACAAAGAGACAAUUGAAAUGGUGACAGAUGGAGAAGAAAGUGGUAAUGUUAUUUGUUUAUAUGUUGUGCACCAGACUAAAAAUUUUUCUGCUUGUGCUUCAAACCAAAAUAGAAGAGAUACUAGUCCUGUUGUUGACAAAAUUCAACAGAGUAAAAUUCCUAUGAAGGCUUUCAGUAUUUCUACAUUCUGCCCAUCUCAUUUUAUUGAAGAAGAAAUGGUUCAGUCCACAGAACUUGACAUUUCAGAGGAAGAUUCACACGAUGAAGAGGAAGAAGGGGAAGACACUGAAGAGUUGACCGGGCUUAAUAAAGGGAAUAGAAUUGAGACAUGUGUUGAGGAUGAGAUAUUGGGGUCUUCUUCAAAUACUAUUAUGAGAGAUUUAGAAGAGGAGAUGCCUAAUGAUGAGGUACUAUUAGGGUCUGACAGUGACACUGAUGAUGAGGAGUGUAGGGAUGCUAGAAGAAAGUUCAAUGAUUGGCAUGACAAAGAAAAUGCAAAAGUGGAUGGAAUUGUUAAUUUCAUUAUACAAACUCCAAAUCCAACCCUAGGAGCUGCUACUACAGAAGCCCGGGAUCUUGUAUCAGAGUAUGAGGAUUCUGAUGAGUAUGCUAACACCCCGGGAGAGAGAAUGAGGUUUCCUAAUAGGGAAUUGUUUAGGGAUGCAGUUCGAAGAAAGUGGGACUUGACUGGGAUUCCAUGCCAUCAUGCUACGGCUUGCAUUUAUUUCCUGAACCACAAACCUGAGGACUAUGUUGAUGAUUUCUACUCAAAGAGCUCAUAUAUGAAGACAUAUGAACACAGCAUACUUCCAUGUGUUGGUGAGAAACACUGGCCUAAAGCUGCGGUUGUACCAUUGGACCCUCCACCUAUUAAGAUAGGACCUGGCAGACCUCGAAAGAAUAGAGUCAAAGAUCCCUACGAAGAUCCUAAAAAACCAGGCAGUGAGAGAAAGCCUUCAAUUGAGGCGAUUAUACGUCGGUUCCAAUUAGGGUUCAAGCUGGUGUCUUCUGCGUUUUGACAUUUUAUCGAUGAUAAUUACAUGGCACCGUAAAUAUCCACCGUGUUACAGCCAAGUCAAAUUCCCGUUAAGGCAGAGUUAGGGUUUGGACGGAGGCCCAAAACGGAUAAAAAUUAAAGAAGUUAGGCUUAUUAUAAAUAAAGAGAGAAGUUGGGA